AUGACUACCACGCCGGGUGAGAAGGCCGUCCGGCUGAAGUUGAACACCACCGACUGGACCUUAUCACGAGACCACGCAGGAGAUCCGGACCCCGAGGAUUUUCCACUGCCAUUGUUUGGACAAGAGACCGCAGAGUACACUUGGGGAGAACAAAAAGAGGACCAUGGACACGGCGAUGUAGAGGAGCAGCCGCCUUCGAUCAACCUCAACAUCCCGCCCCUUGUCUCCCGCUCCCGUGAUAGUAUGGGCAGUAUGUCGUCUAAUAUGCUGGAGGAACUGAGGAAAAUCAUUAAGGAGGAAGUCGCGCAAGCAGCCCAGGUCGUUCAGCUGAAGAACAGCGAAACCGGGACUCCCGUCGAUACGUUCCGCUUCUCCCCCCUUUCUAGCCAGAACUCGGUCUUUACGCCCUCGUAUCCAAGCCCGCCCUCCUCAGUCAUUGAUGCCUCAAAGCUUUCAUCUCCAAGGAACCGGAGCCCAGAAGCCGCAUAUGCCAAAGUGACGCCAACUCCGUCCAUGGCACCCCCGUCGGCGUAUGCCCCGCCUUCAGUGUCCGAUGCCCAGACUACCCCGCCCGUCAGUCCCCAACAGAGGGCAGUCCGCUUCAGGAAUCGUGGUCCGCCGAUUAUACACUGCCAGACUCGUAUCGAGCAGGAGGCCGUCUCACCUACAGCGCAAGUUCCGGGGGAGAUCGAGAUGAGUAGCGUCGACAAGGCUUGGGGUUUGCUGUUUGAUCCGGAGGGUUUCGGUACGCAGAGGCUCAACUCGGUGCUUCGAGGGUUGGCAAAUUAUAUCAUUACGGAGUUUGGGCCCCCUGAGUCCUUGGUCGUUACCCCUGAGAAGAUGCUUGCGCUGUACACCAAGUACAAGAUUGAGCAGGAGAGAUUUCAGUAUGAAGACAUCUUCCGCUCUCGCUCUAAAGACGCUCUCGAAAGGAUCGAAUUUCUCUACCAAGACCUUGACUGCCAAUAUCACCUCGUCCAAAACACUCCUCGCUCCCACCCCAACGUCCCCGGCCUCACCCCCGUCGGCUUCGCUAAGUGGAUGGUGAGCAAUAUCCUCGCCUAUCCAGACCCCGAAGCUCGGCGCCUCCACGCCAUCAUGUCCUCGUUGCCCAUCAACUCUGAUGGCCCUUUUGUCGACGGCAAGGCGGAGAGACUACCCAAGCAACUGUCUAGGCAUCUUCUCCCCGAGCACCAUGACAAAAAGGUCCGCAAAAUCCUCGACGAGGCGGUCUGGGACUGUCUAGAGGACGCUACCCCGCCUCUGCCAUCCAUUCCACGCGCCCGGCCAAGUUCAUCGGAGAUGAGACCUACGGAGGCGAACACCCACUCUCGGCGUUCAUCCGAUGACAGGAAGCGGCCCGCGAGUCCCAUCCCGCACGCCUUCCCCGCGCCAACUCGGACGCCGGCUCUGUGCCCAGGCAUCGCGAUCUACCGCCCCCGCCGAUGGGUCGACAUUCGAUCCCCCCGCGUCAAAGGAGUCCACCGCCUGUGA
Colletotrichum karsti is the source of this 1494-nucleotide messenger RNA. RefSeq lists its product as uncharacterized. Lineage: Eukaryota; Fungi; Ascomycota; Sordariomycetes; Glomerellales; Glomerellaceae. The record is from RefSeq and is a predicted model, not a curated record. The coding region runs from base 1 to 1494 and encodes 497 amino acids. The transcript has 5 exons.